UUUGCUGUACACAUUUCGCCCCUCAUGGACAAAGUUCAGGCAUUCGGCAAGAACUUCUCUGCCUCUUUCACGCCUUUCGCGGCAAGGACCCAGCAAUAUGUCAAGGAACAGCUUGGCCAGGCGGAGGACAAGACACAACUUCCCCCGGACUACAUUGAGCUCGAGAAGCGGGUCGAUGCCUUGAAGAAGGUUCACAAUACUAUGCUCCAGGUGACCUCCCAGUACUCGAACGAAGCAUACGACUACCCAACCAACAUCCGCGAAUCCUUCAACGACCUCGGCAGGACCGUCUCAGAGAAGGUCAACCUCCUCUCUUCCGCAACAUCGCCCGCCGAAGCUCAGGCCGCACUUACUGCUCCCCCCUCCGCGAAGCCGCAGCCCAAGACCUUCAGCCAUGCUAUCGCCCGCGCUUCGCUGAACAGCUCCCACGUUCUUUCCGGCGAGCACGCCGGCGCUGGAGAGGACCCGCUCGCUACUGCUUUGGAGAAGUUCGCCAUCGCCAGCGAGAAGGUCGGAGAGGCUAGGUUGGCACAGGACCAGCAGAUCCAGAGCAGAUUCCUUGCGGGAUGGAGCACCACGCUCAACACCAACAUCAUGUUUGCGACACGCGCCCGCAAGGCAGUGGAGAACUCGCGAUUGGGCCUUGAUGCCACCAAGACCGCCGCCAAGAACCCUGGCUUCCACCUCCCUGGCCAGCCCGCCAGCCAUACGAACGAGGAGGAUCUCAGCGAGGAGGCCAGGGCCAAGAUCGAGCAGGCCGAGGAUGAGUUUGUUGGCCAGACUGAGGAGGCCGUUGGUGUUAUGAAGAAUGUUCUCGAUACCCCCGAACCCCUCCGCAACCUUGCGGAUCUUAUUGCCGCACAGCUUGAGUACCACAAGAAGGCGUACGAGAUCCUCUCCGAGCUCGCACCCGUGGUCGACCAACUUCAAGUGGAGCAAGAGGUGCGUCGCCAAGAGUCCUCCGAUUUCUGAUCUUGUAUUCGUCUUUUGUCUUUCGUUGUCUUGCGCUGCUUAAUGCCGACCGUUCGAUCUGAUGCUUUGCUUAGCAAAAAUAUCUUCACCCAAGCUGAUCUUUUCAACCCUAAUAGGCCAGCUACCGCAAGUCUCGCGAGGGAGCUUAGACGACAGAAGGUCUCUGUUGAAAGGGGGUGGAGGAUUCACUUUUCGAUGAGUUUUUAAGUGCA
Molecule: messenger RNA, 1184 nt
Organism: Aaosphaeria arxii CBS 175.79
Lineage: Eukaryota; Fungi; Ascomycota; Dothideomycetes; Pleosporales
Product: meiotically up-regulated gene 64 protein
Exons: 5
Coding region: 25-972 (315 amino acids)
Source: RefSeq, a predicted model, not a curated record